Molecule: messenger RNA, 420 nt
Organism: Sycon ciliatum
Lineage: Eukaryota; Metazoa; Porifera; Calcarea; Leucosolenida; Sycettidae
Product: succinate dehydrogenase assembly factor 2-A, mitochondrial-like
Exons: 1
Coding region: 1-420 (139 amino acids)
Biological process (GO): protein-FAD linkage; mitochondrial electron transport, succinate to ubiquinone; mitochondrial respiratory chain complex II assembly
Cellular component (GO): mitochondrion
Source: RefSeq, a predicted model, not a curated record
AUGUCUCUUCUAAGGCAAGCAGCAUUCUCCUUACUACGCACAUCUAGAUGUAUGCCUCAGCAACGCUGCAUGAGCCAGCAAGUUUCAUCAAGUGCCACACGAUUUGUGGAAAGGCCUGGCGAGAGUGUUGAGCAGAAGCGCUCGCGUUUGCUCUAUCAGAGUAGAAAGCGUGGCAUCCUGGAGAACGAUUUGCUGCUGGGAACGUUUGCUUCCAAAUACUUGGCGAAGAUGAGUGCAGAUGAGCUGAAUGACUAUGAUCACAUCAUCAACGAAGGUGCUAAUAAUGAAUGGGAUUUGUACUAUUGGAUGACUGGCAAUGCUGAGACACCGGAGAAAUACCAGACGAAAAUGAUGGCUCGUUUGCAGGAGCACGCAAAGAAUGCUGACAAGGAGUCAAGACUCCGCCAGCCAGAAAUCUGA